Molecule: messenger RNA, 4809 nt
Organism: Fusarium odoratissimum NRRL 54006
Lineage: Eukaryota; Fungi; Ascomycota; Sordariomycetes; Hypocreales; Nectriaceae
Exons: 5
Coding region: 1404-3215 (603 amino acids)
Biological process (GO): negative regulation of transcription by RNA polymerase II; positive regulation of transcription by RNA polymerase II
Cellular component (GO): transcription regulator complex; nucleus
Source: RefSeq, a predicted model, not a curated record
CAGAGAACGAGCGAGUUGAGUGAGAUCUCCCCUGGUCUGUAAGAGCAAGCCCGUCGAUCAUUAUCGAAUCUCUAUCGGCUUCGAAUGUACCUCGACACAGUCACUGCCACCCUGAGAUCUCUUGUCUGAGAGGAUAAUCGCAGACAAGCCAACGAGAUCUGAGAUCUACUUAUUUGAACUCACACUCUCUUGGUCUUAUACCGACAGUCCGCGCAUCCGCUUGCUUGCCUUGCUUCCAUGGUUCCGUCUAGUCCACAGGCUCCCUCUUAGGUAGACUACAACUGGACAACCACCAGCAGCACCCUUCCUUUACUCGAGUAUCUGCCAACUUCUCCCACUUCUUUUCUCCUUCUUCUCUUCCUUCUUAUUUUCGACCAACAUUCAGCCUGGCUGAAUCUGAGGUUUACCAACCACCCCCGUCACGUCAGAUUUCAACCCUGGUAUCUUGCGUGCGCCCUCUAUUUUUCCUGUCAGUCAGCUCAACGUGCGUACCUGAAUACCGGGUCCGCCGUCGCAUUAUCAAAGCCCAGCCAGGCCCUUAGCAGAGACAGCCCAGCCAGAGCAGACAUCUAGGAAACCAGAAGCAGACGACAGUAUCCGCUGUACAGUUUUGUACCGUACCGAACCGUACCUUACUGAACCUAAUCGCACCCGCGGGAGACACUACCCAGCCCAGCCCAGCCGCCCACUCAACCACGGCCCAGUCCCCAUCCUUGCGACUCCCAUUCUUUCUCCCCAUCCCCGUACUGAAAGCGGAUCAACCCUCUUUGUGGCAUCGCUCCCGUGUCUUCGCAUUGCCUUCUCCUGGGUUUCCGUCUUUCGACAAAUCUACCAAUUCCUUUCUCAACGCCUCGAUUUGCGCUCUUUUUGGGCCUCACUUUUUCCAGGCCGUCCCGUGGGUUACUUCUAUCGACCUCUUCGCUGGUCCCGGCCUUUGGAAUCUCGUGACGUGCCACUCGCCCCAUCGUCGCCUUAUUCGCCCACGACCUCCUCUCCCCCCCGUUGGCCUUGUUCUCUCUCUUGUCCGCAAUCGCAGCGCGAAACCACACCACCAAAUAAUUAUCUCUUCCCCUCGCCGAUGCCUUGACGGUUCCUAUCGCCUCGACGCUCUACGAUUCCACAGCGGAAAAUUCAAUAGUCACAUUUUUGAUCUAUAUUCCCUUGUCCUUUUGAUUUCCGUCACGAUCACUAUCGCACCGUGCACCCAGUCCUGUCUCGUCGCGACACGCGAAAUACCUAUUAUAGACAUCCUCAGCCACUUCGAGUAUCCGACAAUCGUCUUUCGCGCACCCAUUCGCGUCGUCUGGCAACCUCACUUCAUUCCCAUCGUUCAACGUAUGCGAUAGUAUUUCAACGCGAUCGUCGAUAUCCACGCCGUGGAUAAUCGACCCGACUACUUAGUCAUGAUGGCAACAAGUAUGGGCCCAAAUUUCUCUGGGCAUCCUGCUGGCAUGGGGCAUCCAGGUGUCGCCGGCCACCCUAUGGGACCUGGUGGCAUGCCUCACAACCCAGGCCAGCAAGGCGCUCCUGGGGGAAUGCCUCAUCAAUUCGGAGGACCUAUGGUCUCUGCUCCCGGAGCACAAGUAAACCCUGCCCUCAUGGGCGGUAUGCCGCCGGGUGCGAACCCAAAUGCUCAUGCUUUGCAGCACCUCAAUCCCACCGCGCAGCAGCAAAUGCUUCAGCAACAGCUCCAGCAACAACAUUUUGGUAAUCCGCAAGCGAUGGCUGCGAUGCGACAGCAGCAGCAACACCUACUUCAGCAACAACAAGCGCGACAACUCAUGGCUCAACAAGCCUUCCAAGCCAACAUGCAGGGUGGCGGUAUUCCUAUGAACAUGGCUCAGUUUAGCCAGCUCAACCCUCAGCAGCUCCAUCAACUCAGAAGAGGUCUGGCUCCGGGACAGCAUCCACAAGCACAAGCGAUUAUGGCCCAGCAGCUUGCUCUGCAACAACAUCAAGCGCAACAGCAGCAGCAGCAACAGCAACAGCAACAGCAGCAGCAGCAGCAACAACAACAGGUUGCUCAUGCUCAGCAAAUGCAAGCUGGGCCUAAUCCUGGUCAACCGAUGCCGAUGAACGCUCAGAGCAUGCAAGCUAUGCAGCAAAAUCAGCUCGCUCUUCAAAAUCAGAUGGCCAACCAACAGGGCCAACAACCCCAGGGACAACCUCAGCCUCAACCCCAACCACAACAGCAGCAACAGCAGCCUGGCCAGCAACAGCCUCAGCACACCCCUCAGCAAUCAUCACAGGCUGGUACACCCGCUCCCACUGGACCUCAAACACCAGCUCAAACGCCCAGCUCAACUCCUGCUCAGCCAUCCCAACUUCCACCUGGACAGAGCCAACCCCAGGUACCACAAACUCCUGCUCAACCACAAGCUCAACCGCAGCCUCAGCCCCAGGCACAGGCACAACCACAGCCACAAGCCCAGCCUCAGCAGCAUCAGAUGAGCGCCACUACCGCGCAGCAACUCGCAAUUCAAAGCCAAAUUCUCCAGCAGCAGCGACGAGAUAGCAUGAAGGGCCAGUGCUUACUAAAGCUGAUGCAAUUCAGCGAACACUUGAGUGGCUUUCCUGGUUCAAAAGGCCGAGAUGACCUCUCCUACUGGCACGGCUUUGUGAUGCGCUUCUUCUCACCAAAUGGUGUCUUUCGUCAUUCAUUACAUAUCACCGACGCCGAGGAUACGACCGAUAAGCAAUAUGAAAUCGCUUAUCCCGCCAUUGCUCGAUACUUUCACACUCAUUUCGGUAGUGGCGUGAAGAAUAUGCAGUUGAUCAUGGAUAAGGGUGUGACAGAUCGACCUCUUCCUGGCGAUUGUCACUGCAUCGAGAAUUCGAAGGCCAGUUUCGUUUAUUGGUUCGAGACUGGAUCUCACUUGGUCGCUAGUGGUACGCUCCGAGCACAAUUCGACGCUGAACAAAAGAUCGAACUUUUCGAGUUCCUCACCACGAGUCAUGACGAAUUCAUCUCACGAAAACAGGUCAUCGAUGCCGCGAAGCCCGCCCAUAUGUGGAUGAAGGAAUGGCACAAAACUAACUCACAGGAUGGCAAAUCACCCGAGUUAUCUAAGAAGGGCAAGGGUCGACAGUUGAAGUCACCUCAAACCCAGCCACCAGAGGUCCUAGUCGACCUGCCGGACUCGGCUGUCAACAGCAAGGGUGUGACGGAAGCUGUCUUCCAGUUUCUUGAGGUAGGGACAGCUCACUCAGCGUAAGUAAGAGUGACGCUAAUGAAUAAUGUCCAGAUUGUUGAAGUGAUGGGACAGAUGAACCCAUUAUUCCAAUUUUACCAUUCGAACCCCGGCCUUGGCCCGUACCAAGCCCUCGAUCAGUACGUCUCGACACAGAUCAACGGAGUUCCACCCAACAUGAACGGUCAACAAAUGCCCCCCGGGGCCCGCACACCGAGCUUCGGACAAUUUCCCAUGGGUGCAAGCCCAGCCGUGGCUCAUAUGAAUCUCCCUGGAUCGCCACACAUGGGCAGCCCAGCACCUGGACACAUGCAAGCCCCCGGAAUGCAGAUGCAGCAAAGUCAGCAGGGUACUGGCUCUAGCGGCCCCAGUGCAAACACAUCCCCCGCCUCAAACAAGCGCCGACGGCCAUCAGCAGUGAAAGAGGAGGAUGGAUCUGGAGCACCUACGCCUGCUGCCAAUGGAAUGCCACGUAAUGCCAAACCACCUACACCAAGGAUGCCAAAGCGUCUCAAGGGAAACCCGCCGGCCCAGUAAGGGAUGGGCUACUUCAUCAUCUCGCACAGCCAGAUUUUUGAGUGUUUUAUUCAGCAUCACUUUGCAUGGUGGCGUCACUUCGUAUUUGGUUUUGCUAUAGGCCUGUCUGUGGGAAAGAUAUUUUGUUGUGACAGAAUGAAGGUAUUUUGAACGGCGUGUAUUUCCACACACAUACAAUCUUGGCUAUGUUUGUCAAUGCAUAACUGAUGCUCUUGGGAGGCCCCUUCUUGGAGCACACUUUUCACUGUUCAGUCACCUGUAUCUGGGCAGUGAAUUGGAGACACGGAUGACGAGACCCACGCAUGUUGGAACAUGCACAUAAUGAUAGUAAACGACAUCGUCAUGGGCCUGUUUCUUGAGCAUCAAAGCCCACCAAUAGAGGGGAAAGGGGAGAUCAGGGGAUUAAUUUGGGUAAAGUGGUUGAAGUUACCCACUCUUGUACUCUUGUACGACUACAGGGGCCUGGGGCACAGGCUGGCGUCGAAAGUCUUGGCUACCCUUACUUGUUUUUGUCAUCUGCAUUUGCCUUUAUCUUGUUUAUUUAUCUGAAAAGGACGCUCAGCAAGUAACUUGGUGUAUACGGAGGGGGGAGUUUGGAGACACUGGUGGAUUGGUCGAGCAUACUGUUGUUGUCAAUGGUCGUGUUAAUUUAAGAGCUAAAGACCAAAAUCACGGGGGAGAGGAGCUGAGGUUGUGCCGUACCGUGCUGUGUUGCGUUGCGUUGUGUUGACUUAUGAGCAGUCUGAUGGCGCGAGGAUCAUGGGUUUAUUCAGAUUAUACCUAGGCUAAAUAUGGAGUUUGGUCUUUACGAUGUUAAUUCGAAUUGUCUGUCUGUCUAAGUCUUUGUUUUAUCUUAGUGUUGAUGGUUAUGUUAAUGAGUGUCUGAUAAAGCAACAUUUGGGGCAGAGGUUCACUGUAACACAGAGUACAACCCAAAAGCCGAUAUUACAAGAAACAGAAGUGAUUCAGAGCAAUCUAACAUGAACCAAUCUCUCCGGGCAUUGGCCACUGAGAAAUCUUAUCCUUUACGGGCGUUCUGUUGAUAUCUUGUACCGCUUGUGAUGAGACAGCAUUAGACGAG